This is a messenger RNA of Dromiciops gliroides (monito del monte), 765 nucleotides long. It is a transcript of the gene KLK9, whose product is annotated as kallikrein related peptidase 9. Gene Ontology annotation, biological process: proteolysis. NCBI's taxonomy places the organism in Eukaryota, Metazoa, Chordata, Mammalia, Microbiotheria, Microbiotheriidae. The coding region runs from base 1 to 765 and encodes 254 amino acids. Gene Ontology annotation, molecular function: serine-type endopeptidase activity. The transcript is spliced from 5 exons. The record is from RefSeq and is a predicted model, not a curated record.
AUGAACCAGGUCAUCUGCAUGUCACUGUUGAUGCUCCUUUGGGCAGGGCAGGGUUGGACAGAAACAAGGACCAUCGGAGCAGAAGAAUGCAUCCCCAACUCGCAGCCCUGGCAGGCUGGGCUCUUUUUCCUCACUCGUCUCUUCUGUGGGGCCACUCUGCUCAGUGACCGAUGGCUACUCACUGCCGCCCACUGCCGCAAACCGUACCUGUGGGUCCGGCUUGGAGAGCAUCAUUUGUGGGAAUGGGAAGGUCCGGAGCAGCUGUUCCGUGUCACUGAUUUCUUCCCCCACCCAGGCUUCAACAGUGAUCUAAGAGCCCACGAUCACAACAAUGACCUUAUGCUGAUCCGGCUGAAGAGACCAGCCAUGUUGGGUUCAGCUGUGCAGCCCCUCAACAUCAGUGAGACGUGUGUCAAACCUGGCACCCCCUGUCUCAUCUCCGGCUGGGGAGCCAUCUCUAGUCCUGAUGUGGAAUACCCGCUUACGCUUCAGUGUGCGAACAUCAGCGUUCUGGAGCCCCGCCUCUGCCAUAGAGCCUACCCUGGCCGAAUAUCUAACAACAUGAUUUGUGCUGGCAUCUGGGAGGGAGGCCGAGGCUCCUGCCAGGGAGACUCCGGAGGCCCGCUGGUCUGUAACGGUGCCCUGGCGGGCGUGGUGUCGGGGGGAGCCGAACCCUGUUCCAAACCCAAGAGACCUACAGUCUACACCAGCGUCUGCCGCUACAGAGACUGGAUCUACAAGACCAUGAAGGAGAACUCCACAUGA